CGUCCAGCGAGCCGCACGCGAGGUGGAUUAUGUGCGCGUUUCGAGCCCACGAUUAAACGCACGAUCGGCGAAGAAUCGCGCGUGUCCCAUCGAAACAGUGACUUCAAUACGCUAAAUCAUCGAAACAUCGUUUGUCGAUGAGACGCCGCGAUCUUGCUCGGAAAGAAACCGUGCUGGAUCAAACACGGUAGAGGGGCGACGAAAAACACGAUCGAGUGUUUUAAGAAUGGCAUAGAAAAUCAAUCGAUCGGCAGCAUGUGCUAUGUGAUAGUCACUGGACGCAGCCUGCUAUGGACGCUCUUGUCUUUGGCAGCGUUAAUGGCAGUUUUAGCAGGCCUUAUCACCCCCAGAUGGCUUGUAGGACCACUGACAAUUAAGGACACAAAGAAUUACACGGAACUAUACACGCCAACCGUCGGGAUCUUCAAUCGUUGCACGAGAUUAUUCGGCAAGACGCACUGCGCGAAUUUCAACAUCGACGGCUUUGCGACGGACUCCAACGUCUUCCCGGGAUGCUGGAAGGCGUCCCUGUUCUUCUUGUCCGCGGGUCUGGCGGCAAUGUCGGUGACCGUGAUAGCCGCCCUGCUCGGAUGCUGCGUGCAGAGCAUCGGCCGCAAGAGCAUCUUCAAUCUGGCGGGAGUGGCGCAAGCCGUUGCCGGAAUACUGUAUCUUUUCGGGAUGAUCCUCUAUCCUGCUGGUUGGGGUGCCGAGAGAGUGCAGAGAAUCUGCGGUCCUGAAGCCGACGCCUUCUAUCUUGCUAACUGCAGUCUCGGUUGGGCGUUUUAUAGCGCGGCUAUCGGCGUCGCUCUCACCUUCGUCUGCGCCGCCUUUAGCGGACAGGCGGAGAAGUCGACGGCCAGCGACAAGGUCCAAGACAAAAUGAACGAAGGAAAGACCCUAAUAUGCUUAGCCUGAGCAUGCAAAUAAAAUCAGCGAGGGGUCCGGCCUCGCCGUAACGGGUGCCGCGGUGCGAAGCGUCGAAAUGGGAUACUCGAAGAAGACCAGUGCAACCAGAAAUAUUCACCUUGUUGUGUUCACCGCGCGGCAGAAACGAACGGAAACGAAAGUUUUGCUCGCGAAUGAAAUUGUUGCACUAUCCGAGUAAUUAAUUGCGGGCUCGGAAGGGAAAUGGACAUUUUGCUGAAUGUCAUACGUGACGCAUUGUACGCACGAAGAUUAAGUAUCGGAUGUACUUACCGUCUUCCCACACUUACCGCCGCAAUUUAUGACGCCUACGGUGUUCGCGGAGAAUUCCUAUUUUAUAUCUUAUACAUGUGUUUUUAUAUGUCAAAGAGAAAUAAACAGUAAAACGUG
This is a messenger RNA of Temnothorax curvispinosus, 1314 nucleotides long. Its product is annotated as LHFPL tetraspan subfamily member 2a protein. The transcript has 5 exons. The coding region runs from base 256 to 915 and encodes 219 amino acids. NCBI's taxonomy places the organism in Eukaryota, Metazoa, Arthropoda, Insecta, Hymenoptera, Formicidae. Gene Ontology annotation, cellular component: membrane. The record is from RefSeq and is a predicted model, not a curated record.